GAGGAGUUCGACGUGCUGGUGGUGGGCGGCGGCGCGACGGGCUGCGGGUGCGCUCUGGACGCCGCGUCCCGGGGCCUUAGAACUGCCUUGGUCGAGCGCGAGGACUUCUCCUCCGGCACGUCCUCCAGGUCAACAAAGCUUAUCCACGGUGGAGUGCGGUACCUACAGAAAGCCAUCCUGGGUCUUGAUCUUGAGCAAUACAAGAUGGUCAAGGAAGCUUUACACGAACGCGCCAAUUUACUGGACAUCGCUCCGCAUUUAUCGUACCCGCUGCCCAUUAUGUUGCCCGUGUAUAAAUGGUGGCAGCUGCCGUAUUUUUGGGCCGGCAUUAAAAUGUACGACUUGGUCGCAGGCAGCAAGUGCGUCAAAUCAUCGUAUGCUAUUUCCAAAGCAAAGGCUCUUGAAUUAUUCCCUAUGCUUAAAAGCGACAAGCUUGUGGGCGCAAUUGUUUACUACGAUGGCCAACACAACGAUGCUAGGAUGAAUUUAUCCAUCGCCCUCACGGCCACGAGGUUGGGGGCCAUCACCACCAACUACACGUCUGUCGUGAAGCUCCUGAAGAAGUCCGUCGUGAACCCCGACGGCUCGACAGAUGAGAAGAUCUGUGGCGCACGAUGUCGUGACGAGACCUCAGGCAGGGAGUUCGAUGUCAGGGCCAAAUGUGUCAUCAAUGCCACAGGACCCUUUACGGACGAACUGCGCCAGAUGGACGACGCGACCCUGAAGACCAUCUGCGCUCCGUCCAUGGGGGUCCACAUAACCCUGCCCGACUACUACUCCCCUGAGCAGAUGGGGUUGCUGGACCCGAACACGUCGGACGGGCGCGUGAUUUUCUUCCUGCCGUGGGAGGGCCGCACCAUCGCCGGCACAACUGACACCCCCUGCACCGUCACCCCGAACCCCGCACCUACAGAGGAUGACAUCCAGUUUAUUCUGCAGGAAGUCAAGAACUACCUCAGUCCUGACGUCGAGGUGAACUGCGGGCUGGAGCCUCUACACACCACGUCCCAGACCGACGGGCUGCUGCUGGAGGGCGCCCAUACCUGGACUCCCACGAUGUACAUCUCUGUAGCAUGGGACUUCGAUACGUUAAUAAUAUUAAGGAAAAAGGUGUCUCUUGAGAGCCCUCUGUGCUGCACAGUGGGGCGGCGGCUCCACAGCGGAUUCCCAUACAUCGAUGCCGAGGUUCGCUACGCGUGCCGGGAGUACGCGGUCACCGCCGUGGACAUCAUCGCACGCAGGCUGCGAUUGGCCUUCCUGAAUGCUAAGCGCUUCAACUCCCUCGACACCGACAAAAAAGGAUACAUCUCCCUCAACGACCUGCGCAGAUCACUCGAGGUACGAGGCCAAGAUGUACCGGGCGAAAAGCUACACGAGAUUUUAAAAGAAAUCGAUCUUAAUCUCAACGGGCAAGUCGAACUCGAGGAAUAUCUUCAGAUGAUGGCGGCCCUCAAGAGCGGUUCGAUCUCUCACUCCCGCUUCGCACAGCUGGCGCAGAUGGCGGAGGAACACGCCACCAAGAGUGUUAUUUCUGUUGAACGCAGUGGAGGUGGAGUCUAAACUUAGCUACACUCAUGACAUUGAAUGGGUUAUUGAACAAAUAGUGACCUACUUUUGUGAAGCUCGAGAAAAUAGCGAACAUAGGGCUGAUAUGGGCGAAAGUGGGUUAGGAUGACCCACGUAAAGGAAAAAUUAUAACUCAGUACUCACUGCA
Molecule: messenger RNA, 1714 nt
Organism: Hyalella azteca
Lineage: Eukaryota; Metazoa; Arthropoda; Malacostraca; Amphipoda; Hyalellidae
Gene: Gpo1
Product: glycerol-3-phosphate dehydrogenase, mitochondrial
Biological process (GO): glycerol-3-phosphate metabolic process
Cellular component (GO): glycerol-3-phosphate dehydrogenase (FAD) complex; mitochondrion
Molecular function (GO): glycerol-3-phosphate dehydrogenase (quinone) activity; calcium ion binding
Source: RefSeq, a predicted model, not a curated record